Messenger RNA from Chelonoidis abingdonii (Abingdon island giant tortoise), 1099 nucleotides. RefSeq names its product family with sequence similarity 43 member A (gene FAM43A). The record is from RefSeq and is a predicted model, not a curated record. Lineage: Eukaryota; Metazoa; Chordata; Testudines; Testudinidae.
AUGCUGCCGUGGCGGCGGAACAAGUUCGAGCUGCUGGCGGAGGAGCCGCGGCAGCCCAGCAAGCCCAAGGGCUAUGCGGUGAGGCUGCAGUGCUCCGCGCUCGGCUCGCUCGCCCGCGCCUGCCCCGAGGGCGCGCUGCACCGCGUGGGCAGCAUGUUCCGCUCCAAGCGGCGCAAGUUCCGCGUCACCAGCGAGGACCCCACUUACACGGUGCUGUACCUGGGCAACGCGGCCACGCUGCAGGCCAAGGGCGAGGGCUGCACCGACCUGGCCGUGGGCAAGAUCUGGGCCAAGAGCGAGGCGGGCCGGCAGGGCGCCAAGAUGAAGCUGACCAUCGGCGCGCAGGGCAUCCGCAUGGCGCACGCCGAGGAGCGGGCCCCGCGCCGGCCCGGCCACCUCUACCUGCUGCACCGCGUCACCUACUGCGUGGCCGACCCGCGCCUGCCGCGCGUCUUCGCCUGGAUCUACCGGCACGAGCUGAAGCACAAGGCGGUGAUGCUGCGCUGCCACGCCGUGCUGGUCUCCCGGCCCGAGAAGGCGCGGGCCAUGGCGCUGCUGCUCUACCAGACCUCGGCCGCGGCGCUGGCCGAGUUCCGCCGCCUGAAGAAGCGCGACGACGCGCGGCACCAGCAGCAGCAGCUGGUCGGGGAGCAGAGCAUCCCGCUGGUGCCGCUGCGCAAGCUGCUGCACGGGCAGAGCUGCUACAAGCCGCCGGUGGAGCGCAGCCGCAGCGCGCCCAAGCUGGGCUCCAUCACCGAGGACCUGCUGGGCGAGGCGCAGGAGGAGCGCGCCCGGCACUUCGAGUGCGAGGACAUCCUGGAGGCGCCCGGCGGCGCCCCGCUGCUGCUGCGGGCGGGCCCCGGCUGCCUGGACGGGCCGGAGCUGACCCAGCUCAUCAGCGACCUGGGCGAGCUCAGCAUCGGCAACGACCUGCAGGCGCUGCGGGCCGACCUGCGCGUCACCCGGCUGCUGUCCGGGGAGAGCACCGGCAGCGAGUCCUCCAUCGACAGCAGCAGCCAGGAGGGGGGCGCCGCGCCCUGCAACGGCCAGGAGGAGGGGGGCGGCCAGGAGCCUGAGACCGGCUGAGCCCGCGGCCGGA